Molecule: messenger RNA, 3463 nt
Organism: Cuscuta epithymum
Lineage: Eukaryota; Viridiplantae; Streptophyta; Magnoliopsida; Solanales; Convolvulaceae
Source: the annotation of a GenBank genome assembly
GGAGUACUAAAGAAAGAUUAACUACAGGCUUGUAAGCUUUGUUUGGUUAGUCCGGCCGGAGCUUUAAGCCAUGCUCGUCUUACUCUGUUUACUCAUUUCCGGCGUCUUUUCCGGCUUACCUGUUUCUUCUAAAUCGCCAGCUUACCACGCUACCGAUCACUUCCUCCUCAACUGCGGCGCGUCCUUGACCCAGAAAUUCGCGGGCCGUUUGUGGGAAACCGACGAAAUCCAUAAAGAGUUCUUCCCCCCAAACGCGGCAGAAAUAUCAUUGACUCGCACGGCGGCAGAGCAAGGCCCUUCCGUCCCUCAGGUGCCGUACACCACCGGCGUCCGAAUCUUUACUUCUCAGUUCACUUACUCCUUUCCGGUGUCCUCCGGUCCCAUGUUCCUCCGCCUCUACUUCUACCCUGCGCAGUAUUCCGACGACGGCCGUUUCAAUAAGACUGACGCGUUCUUCUCUGUCACAGCUAAUGAGCUAACACUGUUGAGUAACUUCAGCGCGUAUCUCGCCGUCGUCUCCGGCGUUGACCCGCCUGUUGUUUUCAAAGAGUAUAUCGUUAACGUGGAUGACUAUCAGAGGCUCAAUGUGACCUUCACUCCUUCUCCGAACUCUUAUGCAUUCGUGAACGGAAUCGAAAUCGUUUCGAUUCCGACGGGGUAUUAUGUACGCGGGGAAGACGACGAGGCUGCCGAAGAUGAUCAGGUAACAUGGGUCGGAUCUGGUACUCCAUUUUACAUCUCCAACAACACCGCGCUUGAGACGGUGUACAGGCUGAACGUUGGCGGUAAUACCAUUUCGCCGGAAGAUGACUCCGGGAUGUUCCGGACCUGGUAUAGCGACGAUAGCUUUCUCAUCGGAUAUGGAUAUCAGACGCCUUCACUGGAUGUUGACAUCGACUACACUCCGUCGACGCCGGCGUACUCUGCUCCGGAGACGGUAUAUACUACCUCGAGGACGAUAUCGAAUUACAGCAAUGCUGUCAAUUGGACAUUCCCGGUCGAUUCAGGGUUUAAUUAUCUCUUCAGGCUCUAUUUCUGCGAGUUCAUGAAGGAGAUCACGAUGGCUAAUCAACGGGUUUUCUCAGUCGACAUUGAUAACACAACGGCGGAGAGACACAUGGAUGUUAUUAUGCUGGCCGGAGGUUCCAGAAUUCCGAUCUUAAAGGACUAUGUAGAUUACGUGGCCCCGCUGGAAAUUGACGGUCGCCGGCGGAAGCGUGACGUUCCGUUUGCUAUAAGGCCUAACAUGGAAUCCCAGUCUGUGUGGGCGAAUGCUAUCUUAAAUGGUUUAGAGAUUUUCAAGCUGAAUGAUACUUCAGGGAGCUUUGCUGCUCCCAAUCCGGAUGAGCCCGCCCAAUCGCCGCCACAGCCUCCCCCGUCCCUUCAGAGACAUAUUAGGAAACGCGGCGGCGUUCAUGCCGGUGCAGUAGCAGCAGCGUGCGUCGGCGUAGUUGGCCUGUUAGUGGUAUUCGGAUUCUCAACGAUCAUCUGGCGGCAAAGGAGACGGAGGAGGUGGAGAUCGGUGGGGGACCAUCCAACCUCCGACGGAAGCAGCGGCGCUGUUACCAAAUCAUCGUCGUAUUGGGCGGCGCCGCCGUUGUCUCCUCUAUCAGCAUCAACGCAAACAAAUAUCUCCGCCGGCUCUGCUACUUCGUUAUUACCCAGCGAUCUAUGCCGCUAUUUCUCACUAGAGGAUCUGAAAUCGGCAACGGACAACUUCCACGACGAUCUCGUGAUCGGCAGAGGCGGUUUCGGCAAGGUGUACCGCGGAUUCAUAGACAACGGAGCAACCACCGUCGCGAUAAAGCGGUUGAAUCCGGAAUCGAAUCAAGGGAUCCGAGAGUUCCAAACGGAGAUCGAAAUGUUGUCCAAACUCAGACACCUUCAUCUCGUCUCCCUCAUCGGCUACUGCCACGACCACGGCGAGAUGCUCCUCGUCUACGAUUACAUGGCCAGAGGAACUCUCCGCGAUCAUCUCUACAAGACGAAGAACGCGCCCCUCCCAUGGAAGAAGAGGCUCGAGAUCUGCAUCGGCGCGGCCAAGGGUCUACAUUACCUCCACACCGGCGCGAAGUACCCGAUUAUCCAUCGGGAUGUGAAAUCGACCAAUAUCUUAUUGGACGAGAGAUGGGUGGCGAAAGUUUCGGAUUUCGGUUUAUCCAAGGUGGGCCCACUCGGCGGAGCAGAGACUCACGUCAGCACCGCCGUGAAGGGCAGCGUGGGCUACGUCGACCCCGAAUACUACCGGCGGCAACAGGUGACGGAGAAAUCAGACGUUUAUUCCUUCGGGGUGGUCCUGUUCGAAGUUCUCUGUGCAAGGCCUGCCGUUAUCCCGGCGUUGACCAAGGAAAGGGUCAAUUUAGCGGAGUGGGCGAGGCAGAGUUACCGGCGUGGAACGGUGGAGGAAAUGGUGGACCCGAGACUGUUCUUAGGUGAUGAAGAGGAGGAAGGAGAUAUUGCUCCCGAGUGUUUGAGCAAGUUUGCUGAAAUAGCCUGUAACUGCUUGAAGGAUCAAGGGAUUGAACGGCCGGCGAUGAGUGAUGUGGUUUGGGGGCUUGAAUUUGCAUUGCAGCUGCAGGAAGCGGCGGAGAAGAUGAUGAACAGUACUCUUCAAGCUUCCGGCAGCGGCGAUAGUUGCGGCGAGGUCUCCAUAGCCACCAGCCCAUCUCUUCCCCUGGCCGGAAAGGAGGGAGAGUCAAUAACGGAGAUCGAGAACAGCGGGGGAUUUUUCUCGACGACGGAUGAAGUUUUGGCCCUGUUUACAAGCACCGGAGGUACUGCCACCGCCACGUCCACCGCCAGCAGCAGCCGGUAUCAGUCUGAUAAUAAUGUGUUCUCGCUGCUCAAUGACAGAAUGGGGCGUUAAUUUACCUAUUCCGAUGGCUAUUCAUUGUCAUUUUUUUACUCUAAAUUACUCCGUAUAAAAAUUCAAUUGUUUCAGUUAUUUCAAACUGGGAGGUCAAACGGUCAACUUCUGGUUUUCAGGUUAUUUCAUGCCAUUACAUGGGUUUUUUAUUAAAUGCAUGAGGACUAAAUUGUAUUUCUAAAACAAAAAUAUUUUAUAUGUGGAUAAAAUAUCAUGAAUUUGGAAAAAUAUGUGAUGGAAAAUGGGGAUCCAAACAUAUAUUAUUAGAAAAAGAUUUAAUUUUAUCAUUUAACACUCUGACUCGCAAGGUCCUUCUUUGAUAUUCUUGUUUUUUGCUUUUUGAUCCAAAUCAACAUAAAUUUCUAUUGUCAUCACAACCAACAUAAGUUUCUAUUGCGCUUAACUGAUAAUAAUUCCUUUGACCACCUUGUUGUGUUGAGCAGUACUUUUGAUAUUUGAUCCUUAAUAAACAUGUGUUUGUAGUAAUUAUAUGUAUUGGGGUAUUUGACCCCUUUUGUGUCCAUCAGUGCUUCACUAAGCUAUAUAUUAACACAUGUAUUAUAUUCUUCAAUUAUAAAUUAUAUUCCAUUCGUCUCA